Messenger RNA from Leishmania braziliensis MHOM/BR/75/M2904, 915 nucleotides. RefSeq lists its product as hypothetical. The transcript has a single exon. NCBI's taxonomy places the organism in Eukaryota, Euglenozoa, Kinetoplastea, Trypanosomatida, Trypanosomatidae. The record is from RefSeq and is a predicted model, not a curated record. Bases 1 to 915 code for a protein of 304 amino acids.
AUGGGCUACACUUCCGACAAGAUUGUUGUGCGGACGAAGCAUGACAGUGAGGAGGAGGCGCAUGACAAGAACUUGAUGGAGCGGAUCAUGCAGAAGAACCAGAACCCAUUUCAGGCACUUGUUGACCCUCUCUUGGCGAAGACUUCAUACGUGUACCACACCUACCUGUACUCCUCCGGCAUGAUGUUUCUCAUGCUCGCUUUUUGGGGGGCGUACCCGUCGUUGGUGCGGUUCCGUCACGCGCACGUCUUCCGCUACCGUCGCACGCAGCUCUCCUUCCGUCGCGGCCUCUUCGCCACCGAGCACAUCCCCAAGUGGAGGAAGAGCCAUCUCCAGCGUAUUGUUGUUCCACCUCUCCCAGUACGCGAGUUGGCGAUUGUUCGUCCUGCAGCCGCAUCAUCUGUGCAGUCGAUACCCUCUUCCCCUUCAGAUGUUCCUAGCGCCGUUUCAGUGACUGCGGCAGCGGACUCUGCCGUUAUGGAGGGCGCUGCGAGGGACAAGGAUUUGGGUUUUGAUAUGUUGGAGAUGUCUGCCACGCGCACCUCGCACGCCAGCUUUGGCGCCGGCGAAACAGAGAAUAGCGAGCGUACCCUUAGUGAUGAGCUGAUGAGCAUAAACCGAGACUUCUUUGGUCCAAAGUCGCAUCUUUUCAGCCGUCCCAUACAAGAGGAUUUCGAGAUGAGCGACCUGCAUCGGCGUCUCAAGACAGCAGUGGCUACUGCCAAGGCGGUAGUAGUCCUGAGGGAGAACCACAGCACCGUGCGAAGUAUCCCAGAAGGGUGGGAGGUGUGGUGGGUUUCGGAACCCGAGGCACGACGUCGCCGGUUCUGCAAGUUCUGGCUUGGUGGCCUGGUGUGUGCGCGCGCAUUCCAAGAUCUGAUGGAUAUGCCGGAUAUGCCGGACUUCGUCACCUAA